This is a messenger RNA of Ceratitis capitata (Mediterranean fruit fly), 4076 nucleotides long. RefSeq lists its product as hypothetical. The coding region runs from base 425 to 3595 and encodes 1056 amino acids. The transcript is spliced from 8 exons. The record is from RefSeq and is a predicted model, not a curated record. Lineage: Eukaryota; Metazoa; Arthropoda; Insecta; Diptera; Tephritidae.
AGUUAUGUUGUAAUGCAACUCUGUGUACCGCCGAUAGGCCACCACAGCAGAGUUACGUUUAACACAUUCUAGGAUAUUUAGAGAAUAUUUCGUGAUAAAAAGUAUAAAGCAAUAGAUUUGAUAGUGUUCUUUUAGUUUUAGUGAAGUAAGGUUAAAACUCUCAUCUGGAAUUAUCUAUUUAAUUAAUCGGUGCAUGCUCAUUAAUAACCUGUUUGUGGAAAGGAAAGUUGGCGGCAACAUAACAGGCGCGCGCUUUCCAUUACGCUUUGGGUGUUUUUUUUUAGCUGAUUAAUGUGAACAUCUGGCUGAGUGCAUACAAAUAUAUACAUUAAGUAUAUGUAAUAUAUACAAAUAAUUAAAGGCAUUAUUCAAAUAGUCGUCACUCAGCGAGCCUCUCGAGUACAGCUCAGUAUAUGACGGAAGUAUGCAUUUGCAAUAUGUACUAAAACCGCCAUCAUAUGAAACUGAAGUUGUAAUACAAGCAGACGGCAAUUAUUUGAUAUCAAGUCAAGAUAAUAAAAUUCCUCUCAUACCAACAAUGUCUACUUCUCUACCGGAAAUAUGUGAGGAGCAAACAGCAUCUAUAAACAAUGAAAAUAUUAUUUGUAAACCCAGCAGUUUAGAAUCCCCAUUCAAGGGUUUUACGGAAAGUCCAUAUGGCAAAUUGCAAAGAGAAUUUUUUCAUUCUUCUUCUCAUUUAUCGAAUUCCUUGGAAAAACCUUUACUACCUGCCAAAAGCAACACAGUAUUGAGGUUUUACGAUAUGAUUGUUGAAGAAAACAGUUGCAACGCCGUUGAUAUACGGUUGCCGAAGGAAUACCCAGUACCUACAGCUGAUGAAAAUUCGCAAGAAAAUGGUGUAGAUUAUUUGCUUGGCCUUAGCAAAGAAUCGAAGGAGCUUCGGCUUUCCUACGAGCUGUCUUUCAAUGGAAAAAUCAAAAGUCUUACACCAUCAACUGAAAUCGAAAAUGAAGCAACUAUUGAGAUGCAAAACCUAUUAAAUAAACAAUCUUUUGUUCUCAAAAAGUAUAGAAACGAAAAAUCUCCAGACAUAUUUUGCGAUGACGAAGAAGAUGAAGACAAUGACGUCAUCCAGGCAAGCAAGGAUGAAAAUUGUUUCUCGGCGGAAGAACUAAUUGAGUAUGUUGAGACCACAGAUAACGUAGACGAUACCGUAGUAGCGGAGGAUAUAGUAAUUGAGAAUCAAGAGCAAACUGAGUUAACAGCUUAUAAAGAAGAGGAAAGAGAAAAAAUAGUUGAGGAAUAUACCGACACAAGUUUCAAUAAAUCGUUCAAUUGUCAAAUCGAGUGUAGCUUGCCUGACAAUCAAUCGUGUGAAACAAAUACACAAGCACCUGAGCACCAGCUACGCGCAGAUAAACACAGCUUGUUUCGAGAUAACUGCCGUCGAGAAAAAGAACUCCUACGUCGGAUUCGAAAGUGUCUGGCUGGAUUACCACCACCUCCCUCUCUAACCAUACCACAGUUGGAUAUGUUUAGCGAGGUGCUCAACCGAAAACAAGAUAUUUUAGACUUUACUGUCGAUAUUGAUACCUCUUCCAAUAGUGCAGGCGCUUGUAGCUCUCCCAACACCUCUACAAGUCUUUUUAAGCCCUCUCAUCCAAUGAACGAAGCUAAAGAAAUGGGCUGGCGACAGGUGCUUGGUGUUAGACAACAUGGCCUUUGUUUUAACCUGUGCAAAGCUUCUGAAAGCAAUGAGUAUUUGGCCCUCUCGGUAAUUGAACGUUUCAUUGGCGCAGAAACCGCCUCAUCAUAUCGGAAUUCACCAUCAAGUGCGAAAAAGCGCAAUGCGCGAAUGAAAUUACUCACACAGUCUCCUGGAAACCGAUUAAGUCAUUUAGCCAGACGCCGUGCAACUUUCUCCUCAGCCCAAUUGGCUACCCAGAAGUCGAACAAUGUGCGUGGUCCACAGAUCUUGGUAGAUGUUCAAAAGAAAAAUAAACAUCGCCGCAAAAAUACUCCUAAACGUAUGACUCCUGGCAGCAAAAAGAAAGCUCGCAAAACACCGUCCUCUUCAGCUCGUAAAAGACUUUUUCGCUGUGAUCUCAUCAAACCUGGACCAUCGCGCGAAGCUUCGAAACGUGCUUUGUUUCAAAGUCCCCCUAAGCAAGUGGACUACAAGCCACCCGUUCAAAGACUCAUCCCUACUAUUAAGCCGGAAAUAGCAAAUCGUGUUGAAAAAUCAAAGCGUGCACUCUUCUCUCCAGACAAAAAAACAGAUAACACAAAUAUAUUAUCCAAUACAAAUUACCAACUGAAUCUUGACCGGAAGCCUAGCUUCCAAUUGUAUUCAGCUAAGGAAAGUCGUUUGUCUGUGAAUGAGUUUGAUUCUGUAUUAAAGCGCAAACGCUCAGCAAUAGACGACGAUGACACUGGGGAUUCAGCUGACCUACCAUCACAAAGUAACAAACUGUUUCGUGGCGGCGCUGAAAACUUAACACCACGUGCUUUGAAAAUCAAGAGCCAAAGCUUUUGUAUCGGGACUGGUUCCUCAGCAACAACGACCACUGCCACCGUGACAAGCACUGCUGUUUCCAAUGUCGAUUUAGUGCUGAUAAAAAAUCUAGGUCUCAGCGGUAGUGCAAAGGAUUUAUCGUCCGCUGCCCCCACAAUUGGCGCUAGUAAAAUACAACGUGCACACUCGGAAAUGGUAGCACAAUCAAAUAGCUUAACCGAAAAUCAGCGAAAGAAAUUAUUGUGGGCCGUGUCGCAAGCUUUGCAGGAGAAGAAGAUUACCACGAAUCAUGAAAGCUUCAAACAGUUUGCAGCAGUAUUAGCCAGAGUUGUGCGGCGCAUUUUUCAGGAAUUUUCCCAAAAAAGCAGUACUAGCAACAGUGAAACCUUGCUGCGCUUGGCUAAGCGUUAUGUGCACUAUGUGAUUAGUGGUCGUUGUGCGGAUGACAUUUAUAUCCACGCAAAAGCGAAAAUUGUGCGUGAAAAAAAUGAAUCCAGCAGUCGUCUAAGUGGCUAUAUUGGACCGGAGGAGUACCAACGGUUCAAAGACUCACAAAAACAGCAGCUGCAUGAGGAUCAAAUUAAUUCAUUUAGUCAAAGCUCAAUGCGUUCAUCCUCUAUUUCAAACAUAUUUUCAACAGAACCGUCGUUGGACUCCUUCCGAAUCAGCGGCAUCAACGAGUUUGCUCUCUCCUCCACAUUCACCUCUCAAUCGCAAUCACUUACAGAAAGUGGCUCCACCAAACAGUUUUCAUCUAACAAAAAAAUGCCUAUCCAAUCGAACUCAUCACUGCAGAACAGUUCAUCGAAAAAUAAUAUGUGUGGCUUAGCUUUGCGUGAGAAUGUCAAUUUCGAAUCCGAACAACGUCGUUCAGCACAAAAGAAUUUCACGGGCAAGGAUCAACGCAAUGUGAGUCCAUAUGCGCAUAAUAAUAACAACAACUAUCAUAACAAUAAUCAGCUAAAAGCGAGCAAUAAUAUAUCGAGUGUUCCAGUCACGAUGUGUAGAACUUCAGCGGCAAAAGCGCAAUUGCAUACAACGAAUAUUUCCUCAGCGGAUUCAAAACUGUUAUACUCGGCCUCAACAAAAGUGAAGCGACAGAUAAGUUUCGAUAACUAAAUCCUUUUACACAGAUACUCAUACACUCGGCUCUACCAUCUCUUCAGCACUUAGUCCAAUUUUGGUUAUUGUAAAUCAUUUGUUGAAUGUCAUUUCAUUGCAUAUGCUUUAGCAACAAAGAGUGUUCAGAUGAGAAUUAUGAAUUAAUUAUAGGUAUUAAUUAGAAAAAUUUGCAAUUUUUCCAAAUGGUUGUAAAAUGAGAAAACAACGAUUACCAAUAUGUAAGCAAAAAUAUAUUUUUUUUAGCUUUGUAGUGUACUCGUAUAGUCAAUAAUAUACAAAAUGGGUCUUAUUUAGGAUAACGUUCAGUGAAUGCAUCAAUUUGCCCAUUUACAAAAUGUUUUGGCAUUCUAGUGUUUAUUAAGAAUUGAACCUUUAAUAUUAAUGAAACUUUUCUAUAACCAGAUCUAUCUCAUUGCGACCCAGUACACAAAAACUGAAAUAAAUUAAAAGUAAAUAAAAACUUUUUUAAUAAUUAAAA